GAUCCACCGAUCUGAUUUCUGCUUCCACGGCAACAAUGUUUCCAUAGCAACGAUACAACGCUCGCGUCGUCGUUGGAGGAUAUCUUACUGUUACGAACGAAUUUGUUUCAACAAUUGCAAUGCCUAAAAAAAAGGGGAAAAAAGGAAAAGGCAAAGGGAAGAAAAAUGGAAAGACCGAGUUACAGAUUGAUAAAGAAUCAGACAUUGAAAAAGCGAGGGCUAAUGCUGCUCUCUGGGAGGCAAGGUUGAAUGUGACUGAGCAGUCCCGCUCUGAAUACAGGGAGGCUGUCCGGAAACUGGCAAGAGACAAUGAGGACCUCACAAACCAGCAUUUCCGUCUGGAGAAAGAUACCAUGGACAUGAUCAGCUUUUUCAAGAAAAAAGAUGCAGAAAAAGAGGAAAUGAUUGCUGAUUUGCAUGAGCAGAUAAAAGAACAAAAACAGGAAGCUAUAGAAGAAAAUGAAAAGCUGAUUAAAGAAUAUUCUCAGCACCUGAAUGAGCUGGAGGAGAAACUGAAGAAACGGAUGCAGGAUUUUCAGAUGAUUCAAAGUGAGCUGAAAAUGAUGAAUGAAUUUCGGAAGAAGAAACCUGAGCUGGAGAGAGAACUUGAGGAUAUAAGAGAAAAUAUGUAUGUUGCAAAAAAAGAACACAGAGAAAAUCUGGCAAGAACGGAACAUAAAUUUUUUUCAGAAAAGCUUCGUUUGGAAAAAGAGACUGAACAGAAAAUAGCCCAGCUGGCUGAGACAGCUCAAAAUGAGGCUAUUCUGCAGCUGGACGAUACAACCCGCUCUGUCUUUAAGGAGAAUGUCAGACUUAAUGAAGCCCUGAGGUACCACAUGAAAGAAGCUGAGGACAUGAAGAAAAUGACAGUGACACUUGUAGAAGAAAAUAAAUUUCUUCUUCAGGACAAGGUAACCAAUGACCUGCUUAUGCAAGAGAAGAUCGCUCAGGUAAAACGGCAGAAGGAGGAGAUUCUGGAAUUGCAGAAAAAAGUGGCAAGUCUGGAGCAAGCCCUUGACCACAUGGCUUGUGAGUUUGAGACAGAGAAACAGUUAACUGUGAAGCAGGCUGUAGUCACAACAGAAACAGGCCGAUCUGAAAUGGAGAAACUUCAGAAACUCCUCCAAAUGAAGGACAAGGAGAUGAACCGGGUGAAAUUACUUGCAAAGAAUAUUCUAGAUCAGCGCACCCAAGUGGAGCAAUUUUUCUUGCAAGCACUGGACCAAGUAAGGCAGGAAAUCACAGCCAGCAGGGCACAGUACAAACAGGCAGCCCAGGAUGCCUAUCAGAGAAAGAUGCAGAUGGCACGGAAUGGGCAAGAAGAGUAUCCCAGAAUUAGAACCUUUACCAAAAAUGAGCAGAGCACCAACAGUGUCUACCAUGACUUGGAAGAAGCUGAUAAGUGGAAUAAUCUGCAGAGUAACAAGGUGGACAUCUCAGAACUCACCUGGGAACAGAAGGAGAAAGUACUCCGGCUUCUGUUUGCUAAAAUGAAUGGACUCAAAACCAGGAAACCAAGUCGAAGUUUAACUUCAUCUGCUCCACCAGACAGGAUUGUGAAAGACGGACAGCAACACAAAGAGGAGCAGUGUUCCAGUCUAACAUUCAUUACCCAAGCUUCAGUGGCAGCAAUCGCUUCUCCAGUUUCCAUUUUCCCAGACAUUAAUCCUACACACCUGGUCCAAGCACAGGGAGCCAUGACCUAAGGAGACAAACGUCCAUCCAUAACAGUUCAGCCGUGUUACGUGAGACAUCGGUGUUGUGCAGAUUUUUCCCCCCUCAUUGCUGUGAAUAUUUCAAACUUUGAGCCUACUAAUGGGUAGCAGGAACUAAUGACAUACAAACUUAGACAAACGUAUGCUAUUAAAAUGAGCAAAACAGUUUUAUUGCAACUACUCACUCAUGCCAUCCAUUUUUCCAAAAAAAAAAAAAAAUACAAAUCACUGUGAGACGGUACCCAUUUCUUUUCUGUUGAUUAAUUAGUAAACUUUCUCAACUAAAAUAAAGAGA
Polypterus senegalus (gray bichir) is the source of this 2010-nucleotide messenger RNA. Its product is annotated as basal body-orientation factor 1-like. The record is from RefSeq and is a predicted model, not a curated record. The coding region runs from base 120 to 1706 and encodes 528 amino acids. The transcript is spliced from 11 exons. NCBI's taxonomy places the organism in Eukaryota, Metazoa, Chordata, Cladistia, Polypteriformes, Polypteridae.